This is a messenger RNA of Closterium sp. Naga37s-1, 4878 nucleotides long. NCBI's taxonomy places the organism in Eukaryota, Viridiplantae, Streptophyta, Zygnematophyceae, Desmidiales, Closteriaceae. The record is from the annotation of a GenBank genome assembly.
AUGUUUCGUACUAACUGUAAUUACACUAUUGGUUCUUAUGCUUGCGACCUGAGCAGCAACCACUUCACAGGCGCCAUUCCCCCGACACUCUUUUGGAACAACCCCAACCUCAUCAACCUCAACCUGGCCAACAACAUGCUCACCGGCCACCUGCCUCAGCAGAUCGCCAAUGCCUCCUGGCUGCAGUCCCUGUUCCUGGCGGACAACAACCUGACGGGCGGCAUUCCGGACAUGGCGGGGCUGCCAAGCCUGGUGGCGCUCUCCCUCUACGAUAACGACUUCACUGCCGUGCCGCCCGCCCUGCUCAACCACACCAACGUCACUCUGCAGCUGCACGGCAGCGACCUCUGCAAGCCCUUCUGCACGGAAACCGCUCAGCACUGUCCUUUCUUCUCCCCCCCCGUUUCCUCCUUCCCUUUCCUCCCCACCCCCAGACUAUACGGCAACGACCUGUGCAAGCCCUUUCGCACGGAGAUCGUACAGCAGUGCUCCCCGCCGCGCCCCCUCACGCAGUACACAGCGGGCGCCAUCUGCCCCGAGCUCGCGUGCGCCAGCGACCUCUUCCGCCCCAGCCACCCGCUGUUCCGCGACGCCAGUGAGUGCGUGUGCGUGUCGCCGCUGCGCGCCGAGCUGGGGCUGUACCUCACGGACCUCGUCGUCUUCUCCGCCGACCUCGUGGAGAGCCUCGAGGACAAGCUCUUCUCGCAGCUCACCACCCGCGCGCACAUCAACAUCACGCGCAAUCAGAUCGCGGACCUCGUGGUGUUCACAGACGACCUCGUGGUGUUCACAGACGACCUCGUGGUGUUCACAGACGACCUCGUGGUGUUCACAGACGACCUCGUGGUGUUCACAGACGACCUCGUGGAGAGCCGCGAGGAGAAGCUCUUCACGCAGCUGAUGGGCAGGGCGCGCAUCAACAUCACUCGCACGCGCGCUGCGCUACGCUCCCUUGCCUUUGCGCCUCCCGAAACACUUGGCGUGCAAGUGACGGGCAUCAGCAGCCGUGCGUCACUCGCCUCGCUGGCAUCAACAUUCGCCUCAGACCACACGACGCACGAGUCCACGCUCAUCAUCACCGCGCUCUUCUUCCCGCCCGCCGGGGACGACUCCUGGCUCCCAAGCGACACGCCACGCGCCAUCCGCGCCGCCCUCUCCACGCGCGACCCGUCGCUGCGCGCCAACCUGGACGAGUUCGGGUCGUACCGCGUCGAAGCCUUCUACGGCCCCGCCCGUGCGUCCGGAGGGGGGGGGGGGGAGUUUGAGGGAAAGGGAAAGUGGGGGAAGGUUGGCAGGUGUGUGCAGGUGUUCCAUGCGAUGGAGGACCUUCAAGGUCACACAGACACGUCCUUGACCCGCUUCCUCCCUGCUUCCUCCCUGAUUCCUCCCUGCUUCCUCCCUGCUUCCUCCCUGCUUCCUCCCUGCUUCCUCCCUGCUUCCUCCCUGCUUCCUCCCUGCUUCCUCCCUGUUUCCUCCUUCUUCCUCCUUCUUCCUCCUUCUUCCUCCUUCUUCCUCCUUCUUCCUCUCUCUCUUCUUCCUUCAUCACCGUUCCUCAGCUUCCCCAUUCCCCCCGUCCGUCCACCCCACACACACCGCCGUGCAGCAUACAAGGCGCCCGAGCAGGCGGCGUCAGCGCUAAGCCCGGGCACCAUCGCGGCCAUCGCCAUCUGCUGCGCCACGCUCGUCAUCUCGCUCGCGCUCGUGCUGCUCUUCCGCCCCUGGGAGAAGCGAGGUGAGGGAAGGAGGCUGGCACAGGAGGAGGCAGUGGAGCUAGUGUUGUUGCACACACGCGCUGCCUUGGGUGAUCUCGUUGCACACAUAGCUGCCCUCCCCGAUUCACCGCCCUCCUCUGCUCGCCACCACCCUAUCUCCAUCCCUCACUGCAGUCGUUCUCCCUUCCCUUGUCAUCCACGCUUCACCAUUCGCCACCCUCCCCCACUCAUCGCCCCCCUGGCAGGGUGGAGCAGUGCGGACUACUCAGCACUGGAGGGCAUCAACCUGGGCCACGCGCGGCGCUACUCGCUGCAGCAGCUGCACGACGCCACCCACGGCUUUGAUGACCAGCUCGUGCUGGGGCAGGGCGGAUACGGCAAGGUAUGGCUGGGGCAGGGCGGAUACGGCAAGGUAUGGCUGGGGCAGGGCGGAUACGGCAAGGUAUGGCUGGGGCAGGGCGGAUACGGCAAGGUAUGGCUGGGGCAGGGCGGAUACGGCAAGGUAUGGCUGGGGCAGGGCGGAUACGGCAAGGUAUGGCUGGGGCAGGGCGGAUACGGCAAGGUAUGGCUGGGGCAGGGCGGAUACGGCAAGGUAUGGCUGGGGCAGGGCGGAUACGGCAAGGUAUGGCUGGGGCAGGGCGGAUACGGCAAGGUAUGGCUGGGGCAGGGCGGAUACGGCAAGGUAUGGCUGGGGCAGGGCGGAUACGGCAAGGUAUGGCUGGGGCAGGGCGGAUACGGCAAGGUAUGGCUGGGGCAGGGCGGAUACACCCUGCCUGCACCACACCCUGCCUGCACCACACCCUGCCUGCACCACACCCUGCCUGCACCACACCCUGCCUGCACCACACCCUGCCUGCACCACACCCUGCCUGCACCACAGCAUUCUCUCAGCCUUCCCGCUGGCAGUCAGCAAGGCGGCACAGCGGCACCGCGUCCUUCCCCCACCCCUCCGCUUCCCCCUGUCUUCCCUCUAUUAUGUGACCUCCUCUUCCGCGUGUUCCGUGGCACCUUUCCCCCCAUUCUCCCCCUUGUUCCCCCCAUUCUCCCCCUUGUUUCCCCCCAUUCUCCCCCUUGUUUCCCCCCAUUCUCCCCCUUGUUUCCCCCCAUUCUCCCCCUUGUUUCCCCCCAUGCAUGCCACGUGUACGAGGGCGUGCUGAAUGGCGAGGUGGUACCGAUAAGCAACGCAACACAGCGCCCCCAACCCCUUCCCCGGUCCCCCUGUCUUUCCCAACCCCCCAGUCCCUCCCUCGUUGCGAACCAGGUGUACCUCGGGGUGCUGAGCGGUCAGAUGGUGAAGCAGGCGCGGUGGAGGCAGGCACCCACCCCCUCCGCUUCCCCCCUCCCGCCCGUUGCCCCCCUCAGAGGGGAGCUGAACGGCGAGGCGGUGGCGAUAAAGAAGGCGACGGAGAAGCACCGGCACGACGGGGCGGACUUCAAGAACGAGAUCGAGCUGCUCACCGCCGUGUCGCACGGCAACCUCGUGCGCCUCACGGGUUUCUGUGUGGAGAAGGACGAGCAGCUGCUGGUGUUCGAAUUCAUGGAGGGCGGUGCUCUUGACGUGUGGAUCAAAGGUGUGAUUGCCAUCCAAUAUGCUUCGCAUGUAGUGCCGUGCAUGCGGUUGGGUGUGUGGGUCACGGGUGUGCCUGCCAGUGGAUUCUCUGUGGACUGGGAUUGCAAGCUGCACCGGAGUGCUGUGUACACCCAAGUGCCCCCCUCCCUGCUCCACUCCUCUUGCAUGUGCCUUUUCUUUUUCAUCCUCUCAUUCCUCUCAACGACCAUCCCCGUCCUGUACACAUCCAAUCCCACGCCACCUGCUGGAUCUGCUGACGUGGCCACAGGCAAGAUGAGUCGCUUGCUGACGUGGCGGGAGCGGAUGCACAUAGCUCUGAACGCGGCGAGUGCGCUGCACUACCUGCACCGGGAGAUGAAGCCUGCCAUCGUGCACCACGACAUCAAGCGGGCGAACAUCCUACUGACAGCGGCACUGGAGGCGAAGGUGGCGGACUUUGGCAUCUCCAAGUCCAUGCCCGAGCGCGGGGAGCUCGUGCCCGACGAGAUCGUGGGCAGCAAGGGUUACAUCGACCAAUACUUCGUGCAUUCAGGAGUGCUGACGGAGAGCAGUGACGUGUACAGCUUUGGGGUGGUGCUGCUGCAGCUCGCCACGGGGCAGCCGGCGCUCAUCCAGCACGUGCCGCUCAGCCAGGUCGUGCUGCACCUCGCCUUCGGCCCGCAGGGCCUCUCCUCCGUCGUCGACCCGCGCCUCCACCACGCCCUCCUCGCGUCUGCCGCCGCCGCUGACGGCGCCAAUGCUUCCGCGGCCGCCGCUGCUGCUGCGGGUGUGGUUGGUGGCUGUGCGGGGGAGUGGGAGGAAGGGGGAGUGAGUGCGCGGGAGAUGGUAGCCGGGGUGGAGGAGACGUUCAGCACGUUCCUGCGGAUCGCGCUGUGGUGCACCACGGAGCACCCCACGCUGCGCCCCGACAUGGAGCAGGUCGUGUCGGAACUGCGCAGCAUCCGAGACCAGCUAGGAGCGGGGACGGCUGGUGGAGGCAGCAGCAGCAGAAGCCCGCAUGGGACCCCCAGUGGGUUCACCACGCCCUCGUCCUUCCACGGCUCGCUGCCCCCCCUUGACGCCAGUGCUUUCAGCAGCCCCAGCGUGACGGAGGAACAGAGCAUGAGCGGCACACAGGAGUACACGUGGAGCGGUUAUAGCGCCGCACGGGGGGCUGCUUCUCAUCCCAGCUAUCCCCCUGCCACCUCUGCUGGUGGUGGUGGUGGUGGUGGUGGUGGUGGUGGUGGUGGUGGUGGUGGUGGUGGUGGUGGUGGUGGUGGUGGUGGUGGUGGUGGUGGUGGUGGUGGUGGUGGUGGUGGUGGUGGUGGUGGUGGUGGUGGUGGUGGUGGUGGUGGUGGUGGUGGUGAAGCGUCACCAGGGGCCCACAGGCAGCAAGCGGCACAGCAGCAACAGGGCGCGGCACGGGGGGCGGGUGGAUUGGCUCCCCUAUGGGGCCCUGGCCUUGUCGCUGGGGUGCACCCCCCUCCAUCCAGUGCCGCCCAGGGGGAUGCGGCGAUGGGAAGGGGGUACGCUGGGGGCGUGCGUGGUGCAGCUGGUGGAGUCACAGACGAGGAACAAGGGCACACUGAGACGAUCACGGGACCGCGUGCUCGGUAG